Messenger RNA from Xenia sp. Carnegie-2017, 5848 nucleotides. RefSeq names its product kinesin-like protein KIF21A. The transcript has 39 exons. Gene Ontology annotation, biological process: mitotic spindle organization; microtubule-based movement. Bases 654 to 5570 code for a protein of 1638 amino acids. NCBI's taxonomy places the organism in Eukaryota, Metazoa, Cnidaria, Anthozoa, Malacalcyonacea, Xeniidae. Gene Ontology annotation, molecular function: ATP binding; microtubule motor activity; microtubule binding. The record is from RefSeq and is a predicted model, not a curated record.
AAGAUUCAAGACUUAAGAAAGUGGUGACAUACAGGCGACAGAUGGAAUUUACGUGGAUCGUGAAGAGUAUUCGUUAUAAAAUGUGUUGGAGAUUUGUGUUGUGAUUACAAAAACGAAUGCCAAGACUCGAGAUAAGGAGGAUAUAUUUUGAUGACCGAGUCAUACUAGUAGGUGUACUGUGAUGAACAAAAGUAAACCGACAUAAAGAAAACGAAAUGAAAUAUAUGGUUAAAUGACAUUUGUGAUUCACGUUAUUCGUGUUUGUCACGUGUCCUCCACGCGUGUUUUACAGCUGGCGCGGCCAUUUUGAAGAUUGUUUGCUAAAUAUUUGAACUGUCAUUUAUGAAGUCGUUUUAAAGUUGUAUUGUCUUUUAACUUACGAUGUGAGAGGCCGGAAUUGUUUAAGAAACUAAAGAAGGGAAUUGAAAAAAUAAAUAGCUUGCUUGGGAACAUUCUUAGCGCGACUGAAAUGCAACUUUGCGCCAUUGCACAAUAUGACUUUCAAUGAAAAUUGUUUAAAGUUUUUGCGUGCAAAACAUUUGUUAUUUUGAAGCUAAAAUAUGCAAGCAAGCAAAGGAAAUCAAGACAAUUUCUAAUCGAAGAGGAAAUAUUCACAACCGCUGAAUUUUCGGAAAUAUUCUGUUAAUUUGAAAAUGUCUGGCGAUUCGGACACGUCCGUCCAAGUGGCGUUGAGGAUACGUCCUCAAAGCGCUUCUGAAAAGAUUGAAAUGUGCCGAGUUUGUACAAAUGUAACACCGAAUCAUCCUCAAGUUGUAUUAGGAAAAGACAAAGCUUUUACAUACGAUUCAGUCUUUGAUGUUCAUGCUAAACAAUUUGAAAUUUAUCGAGAUUGUAUUGAAGGCUUAAUAGAAGGAUGUUUUGAUGGUUAUAAUGCGACAGUAUUGGCAUAUGGUCAGACUGGUGCUGGUAAAACAUACACAAUGGGAACUGGUUUUGAUGUGAACAUCAGUAAAGAGGAUGAAGGAAUUGUUCCAAGAGCGGUUAGCCAUCUCUUUGAUGGCAUUGAUAAACGCCAAGAAGAUGCAAAACAAAAUAGUGAACCACCUCCAAAUUUUAAAGUAACUGUCCAGUUUAUGGAGCUUUACAAUGAAGAACUUAUUGAUCUUUUUGAUAAUGAAAAUAGGGGAAUGUCUGGUAAACACAUAAAGAUUCAUGAAGACUCAAAUGGUGGUAUUUAUACUGUGGGUGUUACUAUGAAACAAGUCACAUCAGCUAAAGAGACAUUGAAUAGUCUGCAACAAGGUGCUUUAUCAAGGACAACAGCCAGUACAAACAUGAAUGCUCAGUCAUCAAGAUCACAUGCAAUAUUUACACUCCAUAUUACACAGCAACGUGUUGUGAAACUUAGCAAUGAUGAAUCAUUAAAUAAUGGUAACCAAGGACAGGGUUUCGAAUAUGAAAUGCUGACAGCAAAAUUCAACUUUGUUGAUCUUGCUGGCUCAGAGCGUCUCAAGAGAACUGGGGCAACUGGUGAUCGUGCUAAGGAAGGGAUUUCAAUUAAUUGUGGCUUGUUAGCAUUAGGAAAUGUGAUCAGUGCUUUAGGAGAUAAAGCAAAACGUGGUUCACAUGUUCCAUACAGAGAUUCAAAGCUUACACGAUUGCUUCAGGAUUCUCUUGGUGGUAAUAGUCAAACUCUUAUGAUUGCAUGCGUCAGUCCAUCGGAUCGAGAUUUUAUGGAGACAUUAAACACUUUAAAAUAUGCUAACAGGGCAAGAAACAUCAAGAAUAAGGUGGUUGUCAAUCAAGAUAAAGCUAGUAAACAAAUUGCAACGUUGCGAGCUGAAAUUCAAGCUUUAACAAUGGAGUUAAACGAGUACAAACAGGGAAAGAGAAUUGCUGGUGAAGGUGAAACACAUAUCAAUGAUAUGUAUCAUGAAAAUACCAUGUUACAAACUGAGAAUGAUAAAUUACACAUGCGUAUAAAGGCAUUAAAUCAUACAGUUGAGGAGCAAAAGAAACGAAUCACAGAGUACAUGGCAAACAAAGGUGUUGCAAUGCUUAAUGGAGAUAUGAAGGGUGGUGUGGAGGAAUUGAUUGCUGGAUAUGUUGAGGAAAUUGAAGAAUUGAGAAGUCGUCUACUUGAAAGUGAAGCGUUGGCUUCUGCAGUUGCUCGCCGUUCAGUUACAACAGCCUCUCGUCUUGGUCGACCCAAUUUUCCUGAUCUACCUGAACAGAGUGAGACGAUCCUUGAACUCGCAAAACAAGAUCUUCACUCUCAAAUGCAGAAAGCUAAGGAAUUAAAAAAUAUUUCGUCACAAGAGAAGAACUCGGCUAUUGUUGAUCUUGGCAGCGAUGGUGAAAAAGAGACUGGGGCUGAAAGUCAAUCCGACGACGACGUUGAGAACGAGGAAGAAAUUGACAAGAUCGCGGAAAGUUCUUCAUCUGAAAGUGAAGAUGGUGACGAAGAAAUAGAACGCGGCGAAAGGCAAGAGAAUAAAAACAAAGAGCUUCUUCGUGAAGGUCUUGCCGACUUGUCAACUGAGAUCAGCAUUAAGCAAAAACUUAUUGAAGAACUUGAGAGCAGUCAGAAAAGAUUGAACCGCAUGAAGAUGCAUUAUGAAGAAAAACUAAGCUUGCUUGAACGCAAGAUUAAAGAAACUGAGAACGAGCGUGAUAGGGUCCUCGAGACGAUACAUGAACAUGAUAAGGAAGCCGAACAGAGGAGUGCAAAAGUAAAAACAGAUUAUGAAAAGAAGAUUAAUAAUUUCAAGGAUGAAUUGAAGAAAUUACAGUCUGCCAAGAAAGAACAUAACAGACUCAUGAGAACUAAGACGCAAAAUGAAACACAACUAAGAAAUUUGGCGCGAGAUCUGGACGAACUGAAAAAAACCAAAGUGAAAUUGAUACGACAAAUGAAGGAGGAAGUAGCAAAGGGCAAGAAACGUGAAGCAGAACGUGAACGACAAAUAUCACAACUUAAAAAAGAAAGUCGAAAACGAGAAAUCCAAAUCAAAAACAUGGAGUCAGAAAAAAAACAACGAGAACUUGUGUUGAAACGAAAACAGGAAGAGGUGAAACAAUUACGCCAGCAACAUAAACCAAUUUCUGGCAAACUUGGCAAGCAACGAAAAUUGAAUCCUGUUUCAUCCGUCCCUGAGAUCUCACUCUCAUCAACCGCUACUAUGGUCGUCUCUGGAACUGGUGUUGAAGUCCAGCACGUAGAUAGAUCAGAGCGUGUUAAUGGUGUUGCAAGAAACACACGUGUAGCAGGUGUAUUCACGAACUCGCGAGGCCCAGUGAUAACGACGCAAAGUCCACGAAAAAGGCUGUCUUCUACCCAGAUCAAAAAGACUUGGGAAACAAUUGAGAAAAAGAUUGAAAGAAUUGUGGUGCACAGUCAAACUGUUUCUUCAAUGGAGAGUGAUAUGGAUCGUUGGAUAAAAGAUAGAGAUGAAUUGAGUAAAAAGAUCGAAAAUUGUAACACUAUGUUACUUGAAGCAAACACUGGAAAUGACGAAAAUGUAACAAAAGAUCUCAAUGAACAACUGGAUGCACUCAAGGCAAAUCUUGAAUAUAUUCAAGACAACAUUACCGAAGCACAAACGGAAAUUGCCGAUCUCGAGGAUGACGGUGAAACCACUGAUAUUACUGAAAUAAUCACAAAAUGUUCAGCUCAUGAAGCACGUCUACUUAUGGAACAUUUCUUGAGCAAAACUAUUGAAUUGAGUCGUGAGACUGUAUCUAAAGAUGUCACAAUUAAAGAAGUAGAAGCAAAAUUAGAAGCAUUACGUCAGCAUAAUGAUCUUCAACAAGAUCUUUUAUUAAAUUUACUUCGUACUCCAAGUUCAGAUGACGUAUCAAACAAUACAAAAGAUCAUAAAGUUUCAGAGGAGACUGUUGAUGAACAGGAAAUGACUAACUUUGUUACUCAAGGCAGUACUUCUUUUAUGAGCAAAUCUGAAUUUAUUGCAUUCAUGAAAGAUGACAUUAAUCCAUACGGGAACAAAGGAAAUUCUAACAAGUCGUUAAAAGAAAAGUCACGACGUCGGAGUUCAACACAAAAGGAACUCUUACGUGCCCCAAGACUUGAGAAACAUGAGUCCAAACUACCUGUAUUUUCUGACAUCAUAGAAGAUGACGAAACCAGUGCUCAGCCUAUAACGAAAGACGCUGUCAAUCCCUUUGAUCUUAAACAUGAACUUUUACAAUUAGAGAAAACUAGAAAAUCUAAAGAAUCACCCGAUGGCAACUUAAUGGCCCCUCCUUCAUUGGAUGUACCUACAGUAACCACAAGUGUCCCGCAAGAUCGUCCCCAGUCUGUCACCAGCUCGUUCUCAACCUCCUUCAUACGAGGCACUUUUAAAUCAAGGUCAGCACGAAACUUUCUACGGCCAAAGGCUCCUCUCUCUAGUGCUAGUAUGACGACAUCUACCGAGUCUCGAUCCCAACCCACCUCUCCAACGCUUCAGCGCAGGUCAUUUGAAGAUAAAGGAAAGAUGAGCAAUGGACAAGGAAAAAGACGAUUUGGAAUAUCGUUAUUCAGACGUGGUUCAAGAAAUGAUGCAGAAAAUGUUUUCUCAAGAUUAACUAGUACGCUACCACAAGAUGCCAAUCCAAACACAGGGCGUAUGUUACCUGUAAAACCACCCACAGGAAGACCAGGCACCAUGGUCUGUGUUUACGCUUCUACUGGACACAAUUCAGCCGUACUCUGUGUAUGUGUCAGUGAAACUAUGAUGUUUACGGGAUCCAAAGAUCGUACUGUCAAGAUUUGGGAUCUUAAAACAGGAGAAGAAACAAUGUCUUUAGCACAACAUAAACGCGAUGUAACCUCAAUAAAGUAUUGCUAUGAGACCAGACGCUUGUUUAGCGUUUCUCAGAAUAUUAUUAAGAUAUGGGACAUUCGAUUGCCUCCUGCCAAAUGUAUAAAAAGCAUAAUGUGUGGUAUGAUGUCAAAUGAUUCCACUAUAAAUGAUCUAACAGUUGAUCAUUCUGGUCGUCUUGCUUUUGCUGCUAAUGGUAACAAUGUAAAAAUAUGGGAUCUUAAAAAUUAUCAAAUGAUUGGGAAGUUGGGCGGACACACUGGACAUGUUAUGUCUUUACUUUUACUGGGGAAAAAAGAACCAUUCUUGAUGUUGACUGGAUCUAGAGAUCAUUACAUUAAGAUGUUUGAACUUCGUGGCUCGUUGUCUGGAACUCAGAAUCCAAUACAGACAUUUGAACCACCUCACUAUGAUGGCGUCCAGUCCCUUGCUCUAGAGGGAAAUAAUUUGUUCAGUGGAUCACGUGACAACAGCAUCAAGAAAUGGGACUUUUCCUCACAACGAGUUCAACAAAAUCGCAUAUCCGCUCACAAGGACUGGGUUUGUUCUCUAGACUUUUUGCGUUCGCACAAUGUUUUGGUCAGCGGUUGCCGUGGUGGUAUACUAAAGUUGUGGGAGCCUGAAACCUGUCAGGAAAUUGGUGAAAUUAAAGCACAUCGGCAUCCCAUCAAUGCUAUUGCUACAAAUUCAUCUUUCUUGUUUACUGCAUCAAGUGAUCGUCUUGUUCGUGUUUGGAAACCUACAGAUGUUUUGGACGAACAGUUAAAGGGAAUAUAUCAUGUUUAAAGAUAAGUAGAAAUAUUUUGUAAAUGACUAAAAUAUUUAUUUUAUGUAUAUCGUAACUAUAUAAUUUGUAUAGAAUGGCCAAUAUACUAUUCGAUAUCGCUCUUGUUUUUCUAUACACUCCCCUGACAAUAAUGUACAUAAAACACAUGCAUUUAUCUACUUAUUAAUUUAUCUUUAUCAGCCGAAACGAAUAAUUUAUAUUGAUUUAUAAAAUUUAUUUAUAACACAAGAAUAUUUCAAAGUUGUAUCAAUAAAUUUAUGUGCAAAUUUUUGACAUA